AUGAAAUGGCCACCCGGAACAGCGACAAAUAUUGCCGUCACAAUGCCGCCCAGGACCAGUGAUUGCAGGUUCCUGGAUCCAGACCUCCCGGUCAAAGACUUUGCGAAUCACGUUCCUUCGCUCGUACUUGACGAUCCAGGGCUCGUCCUCGUAGCUGUUGUCGGACCCAAACGAGUCGAAGCUGCGCUUGCCGAGAUCCUCGCCAUCGUCUUGGACAAACAGCUCCCAAGGGCGGAUAUGGCGAUGGUGUAUGCCGUGGAGAACGACACACAUGCCCUUGUACGCGGCGACAAGUGUGCUGAUACCCAAGACCAGAGCGAUGGCAGACAAGGCGCGGUAGCCUCUGCCGAGCUUGCUGAGCGUGAGAAGAACUCCCAUGACCAAACCCCCGACAAUCAAGCCGACGCCAAGCGCGCGGGCAAAGAAGACGCGGGCAGGAUUGCCGUUGCAUAUGGACCAGCGCACGAAAUUUGGAUGAGCCUGUCGACGGAGCGAGGAGUCGACCGUUUUGAAGAGUCCUCUGAGAGCACUGGGGUGGGUGGUGUGGGCGAGCGCAUUGACUGCCGCCUUUUGCUCCCAGGCGGAAAGGUUGAGCUGUCGAGGCGCCCCUUCCCCAAUGUAAGUUGCAAUGAUCCUGUCGAUCUCUUCGCGGAAUGGUUGAAUCGUGACUGCAAGAGAAUGUCAGCGACAGAAGUCCUUCAGAGUCCAGACCAUAAGGGAGCCGCCAAGACGUACAUGGCUGUUUGGCCCCGGCAGCAUUGA
Molecule: messenger RNA, 762 nt
Organism: Purpureocillium lilacinum
Lineage: Eukaryota; Fungi; Ascomycota; Sordariomycetes; Hypocreales; Ophiocordycipitaceae
Source: RefSeq, a predicted model, not a curated record